Messenger RNA from Cherax quadricarinatus, 3448 nucleotides. RefSeq lists its product as uncharacterized. The record is from RefSeq and is a predicted model, not a curated record. NCBI's taxonomy places the organism in Eukaryota, Metazoa, Arthropoda, Malacostraca, Decapoda, Parastacidae.
ACCUCCACCAUGGUUGGCCACCAUCACUACAGUCACAAUAACAGCCGCGGGUGGAACAACGUUCAUAUUCUCUCAGUCAGAUUCUCGUCUCUCGGCGGAAACUAUCAGUGACAAAAGUUAUUUGUGGAAAUACAAUUUAUUUUGUUUACACUGGUUUUUACUUUGCUACUAGAGCAAAAUAGUUUGAGCUGAUGAGAGGUAUUCCAAUUGUGAGAACAAGUCAUAUUGGUUCCCCAGUAUGGUGGGUCGUAGUCAGUGCUUGCUGCUGCACCUGCUGCCCCUCCUCCAGCCACUAAUCUUCCCCAUUAUAGUUUCCGCUAAGUUCUACAUUGGACACUACAAAACACUGCCCAUGUCCGCUGAGGUUGCCCACAACCCUGGCCAGGCGAGAAGUAUGCCGUAUAUUGUGCUCCCCGGGGAAAUGGGAAGCUCAAGUGUGUUAGGUACCAUGAGACUAAACAGGUACCAGCGUGUACCAGCACAUCAUCAGUAUAGUGAUAACCUCAUCAAACACCCUCUCUACGUCGCUGAUCCCACCAUGUUCAGUUCCCAUCCUAACAACUACGGCAACGAUAAACACAACGUCUAUACUCACGUGCAGAAGAAUAACGUAAAAUAUGUUGUGCCACCUUUUACACCAGGCGGAAAGGUCCGUGUGGAAUUUCAAUUCUGGAUCCCAAUCACUGUUAGUGGGUUUUUCAUAAAUGGUCGUGACCUAGAGGCAGCAAUGAAAUCUCCCAACCCCACUGCUUACAUCACCGCUCUCUUCUUCAAACAUUUGGCCACCAACUCAAGUAUAAGUGAUAUUCUCAGCAACCUAGAAAGCCCAGUGAAAAUAGGUGUUCAAAAUUUUCUAGACCGAGCACUGCCUUAUCUUAGUCAUAUAACAAGCAGAGACUCAGUGGGGGCAUUCACGUUUAAAGAUGAAGAAAAUGUAGGGAAUUCGAGACACAAGAGAAGCCCCGAGGAUGCUGAUGGUUGGGUCACCAUCGGUGGAGAACAAUCAGAGGCAGUGACACCCAGAGCUCCUCUACUGAACCACAUACCUUCAUCACUGGCACCAGCAGGACAAGGCCCUAAUAAUCGGGUAUUGUGGAAUGGUGGUGACCACCACCUCUCUCACAAUGACAUAUCCAACUCUGCAGACAAAGUUAGGCCAAGUCUUGACUUUGAAGAUCCAAUCGACUACCACUAUCUUCGUCCAUUUUCUUCAUCUUUUCCAUCUUCUCGUCCUUCUUCUUAUCGGCCAUCCCCAUCUGUACAUCCAUCCCACAACAACCGUCCAGCAGGAAACCCUUCAUACUCUCCAAGUUCUGACUUGUCUCCUUCUAACUCUCCUUCCUUAUCAGACUUCAGACCUCCUUUCCAUCUUACUUCAUUUGAUGACAUUCCCUCGAGUGUGGCUGUAGGCGAGAGAGGCCUUGAUGUGAGUACCCGCCUCUCACGCCUCGACUAUUUCUUCACCAACCUCCACUUGGACCACGAAGAGUGUCGUCGUCGGGUUUUGUGUGAAGUAUCUCGAGAUCCUGAUACGUUUGCCCCACUUUCAGACAUGAUAAAUGGUGAAACUAGGCUCCCAGGAAACCUCCAUGAGCUAAGCCGCACCCUAUUAAAUACUGCAGAGGGCGCUAGGCUCCUCUCAUAUGUUGAAGCUGUUAAAACUGGGGAAGACAGGACACAAGAAUGUGAUGUGUAUAGAUACAGAUGCAGAAUGCAGGCUCGAGAGGUAAUCAAUACAGACAUCUUGCCAAUCUGGAGAGAAGUUGUUCGAUGGCUCACAGUCAAGGUACUAGCACAGGACACCUCACUUGCCUGAGUCUCUCUCAACAGUGCAGCAUUCAUGUACAUCCUUUAGGAUGUACCACUUGUUACACUGCCAGUAAGAUUUUAAUCUUGUGCAAAGGCUUUUUCUCCUCUCUCAUCUUUAUCUAAUGUGUUUUGGUAUUGAAGAGAGCAAAUGUGCUGGGGAAAUGAUUUACACAUUUGAAUGUGUCCACUAUUACCAGUAGAAUGUUAUACAAUACCGACAAGAUGAAAACUGAGACACGUGUGCAACAUCUGAGAAUCUUUAUUGUAGACGUUUCACCACCCAGUGGCUUUAUCAAUACAGAUUCUAGCACAUAAUUUGAAGACAGUAGAACUAUACAAGAGAUGAGGUAAUCAGUCCCUCAGCCUUGGAUGGUGUGAAGAGCACCGUAGUCAUGAAGAUUCUUACCCAUCCCUUGGGGUAUGACCUACUUCCAUUGGAGAACCCCGCCUACCAGUGACUAUGCCCUCAUCUGCUACCCUUUCCUCACCACCUGACGUUAGUGUAUAAGCACCAGCCUCCUUGCCUAUGCUCCAGAAUCUUCAAAACUAUGGUGCUCUUCACACCAACUCCAAGGCUGACUGACUGAUUAUUUCAUCUUUUAUAUAUAUUUCUACUGUCUUCAAUUAUGUCCUGGAAUCUGUAUUGAUAAGCCAGUGGAUGGCAAAACGUCUACAAUAAAGAUACCCAUUAUUAUUAUAAUCAAAAAGAAGCGCUAAGCCACAAGGGCUAUACAGCAUAAAGAUACCCAGAUGUUGCACAUAUGUCUGUUUUCAGAAUGCAUUAUAACCGAGAUAUUAAUUUUAAAUCUAUGUAAUGAAGAAAGGACGUUGAUAUUUUAGAUUUCAUAUUCAAGAAAUUGUGAUAAUGUGGAUUAGUAAUGAUGCAAAAUCUCAUGGUUGAUAUCAGGAAGAGACCAAAUAUUGCUAAAAUUGUGUUACUGUAUAUGCUGAAAACAUUUUUUACACCAUCCAUUUCUCACCAAGGCAGGGUGACCCAAAGAGGAAAACACUCAUUUCCUAGCAAUCCUUCCAGAGGUGGAUGGCCAUUGCAGUUUCAGUGAUCUGUCAAACAGCAACAUCCUUGCCCAUCUUUCAGUGCAGGCACUGUACUUCCGGCUUUCAGAACUCAAAUCUAGCUAACCAGCUUUCCCUGAAUCUUCUCGAAUGUUUCCUUGUUCACAUCUCGGUAGUGCAUUAAAUAUAAAAACCUAUGUAUUGUCACUAAUGUAACAUGUUUACACUGGCUUAUUGGAUGCUUAAGUCACUAUUAAAAUCUUCCUUGGCAUCCCCUUGUCAAUGCUUCCUGAGACAUACUCUGAAUUUUAAUACAACCACACUCCCUGUAAUUUUUUUUUCUUUCAUUCCUUAUUCUUAGACAGAAAUGUUACAUUUUCAAGCAGUCUCCAGCCUCUGCCUUUCUGCAACAUCUACCAUAACAUCUUAAUCCAUAAAUAGCUCUUUAACCUUAUCUAAGUACUGCCCCUUUCCAAUAAUAAAGUAAGAUAUGCCCAGAAAGCUACACUUAUGGGUUUUGCAAAGAAAGAUACUAAUUUAUGUAUGUUGUUUAAAUUGCAACUUGUAUUUUUGUAAAUAAAUAUCCGAAUCUGUGUUGUAUUGUUUGAAAAAAUGAGAACCAAAU